Molecule: messenger RNA, 2347 nt
Organism: Perca flavescens (yellow perch)
Lineage: Eukaryota; Metazoa; Chordata; Actinopteri; Perciformes; Percidae
Gene: znf740b
Product: zinc finger protein 740b
Exons: 8
Coding region: 388-1197 (269 amino acids)
Biological process (GO): regulation of transcription by RNA polymerase II
Molecular function (GO): RNA polymerase II cis-regulatory region sequence-specific DNA binding; DNA-binding transcription factor activity, RNA polymerase II-specific
Source: RefSeq, a predicted model, not a curated record
GAGAGCACUUCCGGUGGCGUUUCCUGUCAGUGUUUGUAAACUGAGAAAAAAUUGGAAGUGCGACAAGAAAUAAUAACCUACAAAACUCUAAAAAUCGAAAGCUGUAGUCUGUGAGGGAGGUGUAAUUUAGCGGUCGGCGCUGAGCCCACACGCCCUGCCUGCCUGCCUGCCUGCCUGCCUGCCUGGCUGGCUGGCUGGCUGUUGUUGUGUUGUCUGGCGGGGGGUGGGGGUUCAGUCAUACAAGAGUUGCCCCAAAACCCCAACUACUGGCUAGCUAGCAGGCUUGGCCCCUGAUGAUUUGGGUGGGUGUGGUCUCUUCUGUUACCCCUCAUCCUAAGUGAAGCCCCCUCUGUUCCCCCCAAACACACACGCAUUCAAACCACGGCGAUGACACACCAUUCCAACAACUCUGUUCGAGACCAUAUGAAAUGGGCUGGGUUGCUGGGCUGCGAGGCGGUGCUGUCCAGCAUGGCCCUGAUGCAAGCCAACAACAUCCCAGGCCAGAAGAGGAUGAUGUCCCCCUUGGGUCAAGGGCACAGGGCUAGUCCUGAGAGCCACCAAACCCACUCACAGCACAGCCACAACCACCAUGGACACCAGGCUCACCAUGGACAACCCCACAACAGCCACAUGGGCCAUCCUUCAGCCGGGAGCUGUCCACCCCUGCUGAUUCGAAAAGACGGGGAUUAUCACUCAUCAAGAAUGAUGGAUGGAAAGGACAUGCAGGCAAACCAGAAUAUGCAACCCAAGAAGAAGCACAAAAAAUCAGGGUCAUCCAGCAAAGUUAAAGUGGAGCAUUCAGUUCCACCAAUGGAUUUGGACGACGAUGACAGUUCCUUGAAAGUCCAGAAGAACUUCAUCUGUGACCACUGCUAUGGAGCUUUCCGGAGUAGCUACCACCUCAAGCGUCACAUACUUACACAUACAGGAGAGAAGCCAUUUGCUUGUGACGCGUGUGAUAUGCGGUUCAUUCAGCGUUACCACCUGGACAGACACAAGAGGGUGCACAGCGGAGAGAAGCCGUACCAGUGUGAUCGCUGCCAUCAGAACUUCUCACGGACAGACAGGCUACUGAGACACCGACGGCUAUGUACAGUUGGGAUGAGCAAGGAGGAGAACCAGUACUCACAGGACACAUCUGCCCAUCCAGCUUCCUGGAGCCCCCUACAGCCUUCCAACAACCGUCUGACUGUCUGACCCACUGUUUUCCAGAGACCCUACAGACAGCAGCUCAGAAACGUCUCGCGUUGGAGCUCAACAGUACUGUAACCAGAAAAACAGCCUAGCUUAAACACAACCAAACUUUACUUUGCUCUGGCCAGCUCUUUCACAGAGCUUGAUAGUGGAUUUUUGUAGUUUUUUUAAUCUACUGUUCCAUUCACUAUACAGACAAAAUGGGAAUGACUAAUUCACAAUUUUGGACAACAGGUCUUGCUAUUAUGGCAAUAACUGAAUGAAAACGCAAGUCUCUUUUUAUCUGACAGGUUGCAGUUGUUUUUUUUUUUUUUUUGGUAUUGCUGCCAGGGGAUUGCAGUAUUUUUGACUGCAUUGACUGUCAAUGUAUCAUGCAGCACCUUUUAGGUAUCCUGUUGAUCUGCAAUCAACCCCAGUGCUGCCCUCUACUACAUAUGGACUGUUCACUAAAGGACACACAUACAGAACUGUGUAGCUUUUUAGUGUUCAGGUUUUUCUCAUUUUGCGUUCCUUAUGCAACUAACGAAGUACUAGCUAUUGCUUCUGAGUGACAGGUCACAGCAGACUUGUGGUCUGUGCUGCCACCUAUCCAACACUCAAGAUGUUGUGUGCGUAAUCUGAAAUUAAAUUUUAAUGUCAUUUUUGAUAACACCAAUCUAAACACGAAAGAGGCUUAUUACAUAGUAAACUGCAAACUGGUAGUCUAUUUUCACUUCAUGUGGUAGUUCACCUUUUUUCAAACACACAAUCUAAAUGGAUCUAAAAUAAUUUUUUACUGCUAUUCGUCCAGCUGUAAAACUGAAUGACUGGUGACAGCGAUGUCUACAAACGGGUGGAAAAACACUAAAAGUUAACUAGAUGCUCCUGAAAUGUAACAUUUUUCAACUAAUCUUGGUAUUAGUUAAGUUGUGUAGCGACUGUUGGCUCACAUAUUCACUGUUGUACCUUGUUUUAGAGGGGUUUUGUCCUGACUGUUUAUAGGUUACUGUUGAAAUACAGUAGAAGGCUGACAGGUUUUGUAGGAAGAUUUUUUGAUGCUCUUGAACAAAGUUAGUGAGCUUUUUUGUUAAUAUAAUAACUGGAUGUAGGAACCACCUGUCUGUUGCAUUAAUAGGUGCUUCUGUAAUAACCCCCUCAAUAUAAAUGAAUUGUG